Daphnia magna is the source of this 2517-nucleotide messenger RNA. RefSeq lists its product as uncharacterized. NCBI's taxonomy places the organism in Eukaryota, Metazoa, Arthropoda, Branchiopoda, Diplostraca, Daphniidae. The record is from RefSeq and is a predicted model, not a curated record.
AUGCCACCACGUCGUCAACUGACUAAUGCCGAAAAAGAGGAGAAAAAUCUGAAGCUAAGAGAAAAAGCGAAAGAGGCUACAGAGGUUAAGGCAAAGCGCUUAGAAGAGAAUAGAUCCAGAGGUAAAUACGUCCACGAUGAAAAAAAACGGCGACUCAAUGAAGAACUCAAACAACAAACCAAAAAUGACAUAAAUAAGCAAUCGCGUCUAGACGUUGAGGCAGAGGGACGGAGGGUGAAGCGAGUGCAAGAGCAAGAAGAAACGAAGCAGAAUAGGCUACGAGAGCAAGCACUACGGCAGCAAGCUCUGCGUGAGGAAGAGAAUGAAGAAGAAAGACGUGUAAGGCUACAAGAGAAAGCAAGGCGACAGCAAGCUCUGUGCGCAGUAGAAACUUACGAAGAGAGGAGAGAUAGACUUAUGGAAGACAAAAUGCGACAUCCAACCCAUUGCAAACAGGAGACGGUAGAAGGAAGGAUGUCGCGUGCAUCGGUGGAUAGAUUGCGUCAUCAAAUGUAUCUCAUUGUAGAAAAUCACGAAGAGGCUGAGGUACGCCGGGAAUUAAACAGAGAACAAAUGACCACCAACAGAGCUGCAGAGAUAAAAAAAGAGACAGAACAAAGAAGGGAAGAGAGUCAACUUCGAAUGGAGCGACUGCGACAAGAGAGACAGCAGGACGAGGAAUUACUUCGUGCCAUGAAUGCAAUGGAACAAGCAGAAAUUAUACCUCUGGAAACCGAAAAAGAUCGCACUUUCCGCGAAGAGUUGUUGGCUGCCCGCAACCGUGUGGGAGUGCCGAGAACUCAUCGAGCGGCUUGCAAAGUCUUGGCUUCCGAAGACCACCUUGCAAUGCUUGAUUGCGGAGAAAUGAACGUCACUUGCGGCGAACGUAAUGCCAGGCAUUUCAAGGGUGAGCGAGCAGCCGAUAAGAAAUUCACUCAAUGCUGCGGAAAAGGCAAGGUGAUUCUCCACCCUCCCAAGCAGUGCCCUCAACCACUAGCUAAAGUGUUGCAGAACAACCAUUCAAAAGCAAAGGUGUUCAUGACCAUGAUCCGCAACUAUAACAGCGCUCACGAUUUUGAUUCUUUAAGAGCCAAUAUCUCUUCGCCACCAGGGCGUGGAACUUAUUGCUUCAGGAUCCACGGUCAAGUGUACCACAGCACUACACCUGUCGACGCAAACACAACCAAUCCCAAGUACACAGAUCUGUAUUUCAUGGACGCUGCACAGGCCAGCGAGUUUAGAGGCAAUUUCUCUUCCAAUGGAGGGUGUUACAGGAACUUGAUGGAGGAAUUGGACACAAUGCUACAAGAAAAGAAUCCCUACGCAGCCGUUUACAAGAUGAUGCGGCAAGUGCUUGAAGAAGAACACCACCGAGCCCAAGAGGAGAAUCUACCGCACCAAACAGUGGGUAUAAUUAUCAGCAGUGAUCAAAGAAAUCUCGACCAAAGACGGUACAACAGCCCAACGACAAACGAGAUUGAUAUAAAAUUCCUACCCGGGAACGGUGAGCCACCAGCUAAGAGAGAUAUCCGCGGCCAUCUCUUCAUCCCAGUCAGAGGGAGAAAAUUCAUUCAGAUCGACACGCAACAACCCAUGUGCGAUCCCAUGACCUACCCCCUGCUCUUCCCCAACGGCGACGAUGGAUGGCAUGUAAACAUGCCUUACACCAUCAGUACACGGCGCGAAAGAGAGCAAGGAGCAGCGCGGGAAAUGGAUGUGGAUGAAGAAAAAGAGAUCACUAUCACAAGGCGGAACGAAAUACUGCGGCUGGAAAAUCCACCAAAAGAAACCUUAGGUGGUGAUGAUGAGCCGGUAGAACAACCCGAACCGGAACCCGAGGAGCAAUUUUAUGACGACGAAAACUAUCCACAGCGACUGAAUCGUGGCGGAGGAAAAAGGAAGUGGGUAACGCAGUGCGAAUUUUACAGCUUUCUCGUGUCAAUUCGGGAUUACUUUAACAUCGUAUUGGCCGGAGGACCACUCACUCAGCAAUGGAUUGUAGACUCUUACGUCGAGAUGGAAGCCAACCGCGUCAAGUACAUUCGCGAACAUCAGGCGGAACUUCACGUGGCUCAAUUGGACCGUCUCUUGGACUACAUCAAUAAUCGUGCCGAAAGAGAAAACUUGAUGUUCGGAUCAUUUCACGUCCUCCCCUCGAGUUUCAUCGAAAGUCCAAGAGCGAUGAAGCAAGCGUACCAAGAUGCGAUGGCCAUCUGCGGAAAAUUCGGCAAACCCGUCUUUUUCUUAACGUUCACCUGCAACCCCAAGUGGAGAGAAAUCACAGCCAACACUCCCAGUCAUCUCUCGGCGUCAGAUCGACCCGAUAUAGUAGCAAGAGUCUUCCAACAAAAGAAAAAUGAGUUAGUAAACGAUAUUGAAAAACGCCAGGUGCUUGGAUUUGCAACUGCACGGAUACACGUCAUAGAAUUUCAAAAGCGUGGAUUGCGGAGAUUGUGGAGCGUUGUGAGAUUGUGGAGCGUGACGCUCCACGUACAGUGGAAGACGUGGAUGCAAUGA